This is a messenger RNA of Thlaspi arvense, 762 nucleotides long. The record is from the annotation of a GenBank genome assembly. NCBI's taxonomy places the organism in Eukaryota, Viridiplantae, Streptophyta, Magnoliopsida, Brassicales, Brassicaceae.
AUGGAGAAUUCUACGAGAGGGACGUUGCUUCUCAUCUUUCUAACAAUCUCCACAUCAUUGGCAACGAUCACAAGUCCUUGGAUGCCGAUGGACGGAAACAAUCCGACGAAUAGCUAUUGCUUAAGCUGGAGACUAGCCAUAGAAACCAACAAUGUACGUGCGUGGCGCAUCGUCCCCUUGCAAUGUAUGCGUUACGUUGAGGUAUACAUGCUUGCUGGUCAAUACGACCGAGACGUACAGUUGAUCGUGGAACACAUUAACGUCUAUCUCAAUGAGAUUGUCCUUCCUGGUGAUGGCAUGGAUGCAUGGAUCUUGGAUGUUGAUGAUACUUGCUUCUCUAACGUCUUUUACUAUCGUCUCAAGAGAUACGGAUGUGACCCUUAUGAUCCAACCGGAUUUAGAACAUGGGCGAUGAAAGGAGGGUCUCCAGCAAUACAGCCUGUUCUUGAGCUAUUCAACAAUCUGAUAGAGACCGGUUUCAAAGUUUUCCUAGUGACCGGCAGAGAUGAAGAGACCCUUCGAGAGGCGACAGAAGAGAAUUUGAAUGAUCAAGGAUUCACUGGUUAUGAAAGGUUGAUUAUGAGGACAGUAGAGAACAAGAAACAAAGCGCAGCAACGUACAAAACAACAAUAAGAAAGCAAUUGAUGGAAGAAGGUUACAGGAUAUGGGGCAAUGUAGGCGACCAAUGGAGUGACUUGCAAGGAGAAUAUACAGGGAAUCGCACAUUCAAGAUUCCUAAUCCUAUGUACUUUGUUCCCUAA